Molecule: messenger RNA, 1515 nt
Organism: Akanthomyces muscarius
Lineage: Eukaryota; Fungi; Ascomycota; Sordariomycetes; Hypocreales; Cordycipitaceae
Exons: 2
Coding region: 1-1515 (504 amino acids)
Source: RefSeq, a predicted model, not a curated record
AUGGACGCCGCGACAGACUUUUACCGGUCGCAGGUCGGCGGCACCGGCGUCAUCAACUACAGCUAUACCGAUUUUCCCUGGCGUCUGUUGCUCAAAGACGUGUACUACUUUUUUGUGUACUGCUGGGCGCUGCCCUGGAUCGUCCUGCCGCUCACCCCAGCCGACUCGGGCGCGCUGGACGAGCUGUACCCCAGCUGGGCCAACUUGUGGUGCCUCACCGUCCAUGCGCUUCUUAUUUUUCUGCAGCUCUUCUUUAUCCUCGGCCUGUUUGUUGCUGUGCUGUUUCCAGUAUGGCUCGGCGCGGCCUUUGUCGGCGGCUGCCUGUUUCUCAACUGGCUACUUUGUCUCCUUCUGAACGGCAAAGGUAUGACCUUUCACUCGGACGAAAAAUAUGCCAAAGCGCUGCCGGAGCAUGAGCAUGAGCAGUGGAUUUUCUUAAAUGGGGUUGCCGCAGGAGAGCAUUGGAUGAAGAAUAACCUAAAUCGACUUGCCAUCACCUUCGGUCGACCUAUUCUUGGCGUGCACAACCGUACCUCCGGAAUAAUAUUUGAUGUUAUCGAGUGCCUGAUUCAACGCAAUUUUUCCUACGCCACAAAUGAUGUUCGCGUGUGCUACAGGGUCGUAAGAGAUGUGCUUUACGACCCGUCGAAAACAAAAGUCAUCUUUGUUCUGCAUUCGCAAGGUGGAAUCGAGGGCGGCUUGGUGCUAGAUUGGCUCUUGCAGGAGAUGCCCCAAGAUCUAUUGUCCAAGUUGGAAGUUUACACGUUUGGCAACGCCGCGAAUCACUUCAACAACCCCCAUCGCCAUGCCGAGUCGCAGGCUCUGACUAUCAGCAAGCCACGGGAGGCUCUCGCCUCCAUGGUGACGGAAACGAGUUUCUCGGGUAUGCACGUCGAUACCUUGAUUGAUACAAGCAACGGAAAGCACCCCUCGCUCGCGACGCAGUCCUCUAGCAUGUCGACAUCGUCGCGGAGCUGGAACGCGGCGCAAGACCGCGCCAUCGGGUACAUAGAGCAUUUUGCGCAUACGACAGACUUUGUUGCCCUGUGGGGAGUCUUGCAUUUUGCGACAAACCGAAUGGGCUCACCCCAGCUGCCAAGGUUCAUGGGGCGUCUCUUCAGUCGGUCCACUAGUCGUGGUGGCCAUCAAUUCAACCAGCAUUAUAUGGAUGGCAUGUUUCCACUGAAGAGGGACCCUAGUACUGGAGAAUUUACUGGCGCAGCCGAGGAGAAUGAAUUCAUGGAAGACAUCAUCAAGGUCGGGAAGGAGGGUGCCGCCAUGGAUAACACACGCGAAGCUUUUGACAUAACAUAUAUGGGCACUAUGGGAUUUGGAAGCGGCGAUAUUAACACACCCGUUGAGGUGCAUGGUGCUCCUAACAAGAAGAAGUCGGUGCAUGAGUACAAGGUCAAGGACGUUUGCCGCCUUUGGAGCUACAGAAACGGGCGCAGUCCACAUGACACCACGUCGCCGACGAGUGCAGAAGCCAUUAUCGCGCGCACUUUCACUAUUUAG